Paramacrobiotus metropolitanus is the source of this 1040-nucleotide messenger RNA. RefSeq lists its product as uncharacterized. The record is from RefSeq and is a predicted model, not a curated record. Lineage: Eukaryota; Metazoa; Tardigrada; Eutardigrada; Parachela; Macrobiotidae. The transcript has 2 exons. The coding region runs from base 151 to 468 and encodes 105 amino acids.
GUGCUGAUAAACAUACGGCAUUGCAAACAUCCUGAAAGCAUAAUUUGUAAACACCGCUAUUUAGAGGUAUAAAACGUUUAUGAAGUCCGAAACAUCUUGCUGCACAAUUCACUCUCUUUCCCUAAAAACUUCUGGUGUUUCCCGCUCAUCAUGGAAUUUAGAAACGUCUUAAGCGUUUUGCUGGUCAGUAGCGUCGUCUUCUUAUUACUGGCAGUGGCAGAACGAGGAGUCGGCGCAGUGGAAGGCAGUGAAAUGACCUUAUCCCGCGCCAAGCGUGCCGGUGGAUUCGCCUGUCUGCCCAAAUCCUGUCAGCAGUAUGGAUGCAAAUCCGGCAACUGUGGCUACUGGUGUAAAGUGUGCGCCAUCGAGUCUAUUAUUGGAACGGGAUGCGUGCCCACGUCCUGUUUGGUCUCUGGAUGUAAUUCCGGAGACUGUCGAAAGUGGUGCAACAUGUGUGGUUACAGUUAAAACCCAGCUGAAGCUGUCCUCACAACUGUUAUGCAGACAGGACUGCACGAUGUAAAAAUUGGCUUUGCACAUAACUGCUUUUGCUGUGUAACCAAAAUUUAAUACUAACCAUAAGAUUAUUAUGAAAAGCUGUGCUGCUUGAUAUCAAGCUGCACAUACUGUACAUAAUUUAAAUGAUAUUGUAUGUGGUUUUAUCUAAUGUAAUUUCAUUCUAAAUUAGGUAUUUUAAAUCAAUUUUAAUAGCUUUUAAAAAGUUCAGACUCGUUGCUUCCAAGUUUUUUCGGAAAAACCAACAAUUUUGCAAACAGCACCAUUUUGUUAAAGCACCUAUCAAUCAAUCAAUGAAUCAAUGUGCGUGCACCUAUCAAUCUUGCUGUCUUGUGAUUAACUUUUUCUUGCAACCACUUCGAAGUUGCCCAACGUUUAGUGAAGUAAAUUUGCAUCGCUUAUUACAUUUGUACAUGCAGUAUUACCGUGUAUCCAUCUUGUGUAAUAUAAAACGCAGUUGUCCCACCGGUGUUUUGUUUGCAUUAACUUACAAUUACUUACUAUCCGAUUAUUUGUCUCUGGGG